Messenger RNA from Rhododendron vialii, 528 nucleotides. RefSeq lists its product as uncharacterized. The record is from RefSeq and is a predicted model, not a curated record. Lineage: Eukaryota; Viridiplantae; Streptophyta; Magnoliopsida; Ericales; Ericaceae. Bases 1 to 528 code for a protein of 175 amino acids. The transcript has a single exon.
AUGGCCACCACCAUAGACGACUUCAGCUUCCCAACAACCACCAACCCUCCGCCGCUUUUCAUCGGGUCGCCGCCCUUGUGGCGCCGCACUUCUUCCACGCCCUAUCCCCACAAAGAAACCCAAAGGAAAUCUCCAAAAGAAGAUGACGAGGGAGAAAGCAGUAAUUCCAAGGAAAAAUCAAUUUAUCGUAAGGAGAGAGAGAGCUUGUCGUAUGUUGAGCAAAGCCCCAAGGCAGCACAAGAAGGACGUGGAUGGAGAAAUGGAGAGGAAAAAAUGGAUUUGUUAUGGGAGGAUUUCAAUGAAGAAUUGUCCAGAAUUCAGGGGUCAGAGUGCAAGAAUUCUGAAGUGUCACCCGGCCAUAGGGCGGCAAAUCAGUUUGCCUGUGUCCAAGGCAAGAGGUUACUGAAAAGUGGCGGUGGCACGGUGUGUUCCGGCAAGAGGCCGGGCGUGGUGGUGUUCAUGAAGGUGUUGAAGAGGGUGUUUUUGCUUCAUAGUUCUCAUCGGAUGGUCAAGAAGAGAACAUGGUAG